Molecule: messenger RNA, 3151 nt
Organism: Toxoplasma gondii ME49
Lineage: Eukaryota; Apicomplexa; Conoidasida; Eucoccidiorida; Sarcocystidae
Product: cytochrome C oxidase assembly factor COX15, putative
Exons: 8
Coding region: 1458-2441 (327 amino acids)
Biological process (GO): heme A biosynthetic process
Cellular component (GO): mitochondrial inner membrane
Molecular function (GO): oxidoreductase activity, acting on NAD(P)H, heme protein as acceptor
Source: RefSeq, a predicted model, not a curated record
AUCUGUUGUUUUCCAUCCUAGAACUCAAAAACACAUCCACUGUGUGUAGUCGUGUAUUUUGUGAUCUGCGCAAAAACGAAGAUUUCCGCGUUUUCUCUCGCACCCCGCCGCUGGCUGACUCACCGCAAUCGCAGCCAACGCGGCAACCUCGUGCCCAUUCCCUCCGGGAAAUAGAAAGAGGAAAUUUUUUGUUGCGUCAGGCAGGCUUCAAUUCGUACAGUGGUAUCGCGUUUGUUCGUGGGUGAGAACAUUUCCCUUCGUAACUCGCAUCUUCCGUUCUCUGAGAUGUGUGUGGCGGAUAGACCAUCGGGGCUUCUGUCGUUCGGCUUGUCUCUCCCGUUUCUACUUCCGCCGUUGUGCCUGAACUAAAAAAUGGCUUCGGGUGUUAGUUUGGUACUGUCGCCCACUGCUAGAAUGGUGCAAGCGUCCGUUGUUGCUGGCAUCUGCAGAAAAUGCCCGGCGUUGCCUGUCCUGUUGACUCAGUGUACAACAGCCCCACGGGUUCUGAGGACAAAGACAAGCUGGCGUGUUCCAUCAAAGAGUUCUUUGUCUUUUGAGGCGGGUGCUCCUUUUAAAAGAGCCUCUUGCGCCCUGCCAUCGUCUUCAUCCUCACAGCUUCCCGCGGCACACAGCUUUUCUGAGAGCCAUUCCCACGGGAGUGGUAACCGCGUCUGCGCGACUGGCGCCACCGGGAUAGCCACGCGCUGUCAGACACGUAUUUCAACAGGCUGUCUGUGCAGUCCGCAUUCUGUCUUUCGUUCUCCUCUUUCUGCGAGUGAGUUCGACCACAGGGUGCUGGAAAGUGAGACCGCACUCGCGGCCUUCAAUACUCGGCUGGCGGUCCCAAAGCAGAUUGCUUUCUCCGUGUUCUCCCGUGUCUCCCACCGGUCGCAUUCAACCACAAGCACUGGACGACCGAAAGUGUUCGAAGAGCCGGUCUCUGGAAGAGUCAGGAGUGAAACUGAUGGAGACGCAGCAAGCAGCCACGCCCAGCCUGACCGGGAGGCUCAGCCAAGGUCUAGCAGGUACGGGGUAAUUCAUGCAGGCGGGUAGCGAACAGGGGGGAUCAAAGUAACCUGAACACGAAGUGUUGCGUCUGUAAUGGCGACAGGAUGGCUGUGCUCUCGCUAGUGGAUAGGGUAGGCUUUAGUUUUGAGUGGAUGAGAAAUAUCAAAGCUGCUUCAGGAGUCAAUGGAACCGAACCCGCCUGGGGAAAAGGGACUUUGGAAACGCAGAGUCGCAGUGGAUUUCCGCAGCCUACUCCACGGACACGCACACUUUUCGGGAGUGACUUUCUUGUCUGUUUGUGCGGUGCAGCGACUCUCAAGUUUCAGGCGCACCUCUAGUGGCUCCCGGCUUCGAACGCUCGGUCGGUUUGUGGCUUUUAGGCUGCAGCGGGCUUAUCUUCGGCCUCGUCUGCUGGGGCGGGUACACAAGACUGACGGAGUGGCCUCUCUAUGACAGACUGGAGGUUCCAGGGGAAGAAACUUCCCCAGACUCCGGAGGAGUGGGAAGUGGAGUUUAAUCGUUACAAGGAGACGCCCGAAUAUCAGCAAGUUCACCACGGGAUUACUCUGGAGGAGUUUCAGCAAAUCUAUUUCAUCGAGUGGUUCCACCGCAUGUUUGCGCGGGCCACGGGGCUGUUCUUCGUCGGAGGGACCUUUGGUUUUGCCGCAGCCAAAGCUCUCACCUCUCGCAUGACCCUACGACUGGCCGGCAUGGGAAUUCUCGGAGCAGCCCAGGGUCUUGUUGGAUGGUGGAUGGUCAAAAGCGGAUUCAGCGAGCCCACAACAGAAAACAAGAUGCCGAGGGUGUCUCCAUAUCGGCUGGCGUUUCAUCUGGUCAAUGCCAUGGCCCUGUACAGUCUGGUCCUCUGGCAUGCCUUGUCGCUUCUCUACCCGGCAACAUCUGCUAUUGCGGUCGCAGCCGCUCCGACCGUGGGCAUGGCGGCUGUCCGCGCCGCGAUGAACAAACUCCGAUCACGCACGUGGGCCUUGGGAGCUUUGAUCGCAACCACCCUGUGUUCAGGAGCGUUUGUGGCAGGGAACGACGCCGGCCACGCGUACAACACUUGGCCUAAAAUGAUCGACGACUGGGUUCCCCCAGAGGUUUAUGAAGUCGUAAAACAGCCACUGAAGAUCUUUGAGUCGACGCCAGUUGUUCAGUUCGACCAUCGCAUGCUCGCGUACGCCACUCUGAUUGGGUCGAGUCUUCUCUACUUCACUGGUCGCCGACUUCCUGUGCCGACAGAAGUCAAGGUCGCACUGGCAGCGCUCCCCAGCAUGGUAACAUUGCAGUUGUUGCUGGGCAUCACAACACUCUUGUUCUUUGUCCCCACGGAACUUGGCGUUUUACAUCAGGGUGGUGGUAUGGCGACACUGAGCGCCCUUGUCUACCUCUGUCACACAAUAUCGAGAGUCUCCAGGUCACUGCCCGUCUAAUCUACACCUGCGGGUGAACAGAAAGAUUCUACGGAUUCGCCAGCCUACCAGAAUAAGGCCUUUGUUUGUCUCGACCAUUUCAUGCUAACUUCAAUACGAUCACGAAGAAACGCAUGGAGCAAACGGAGUAGACGUGAGGAAGGAAUGACUUUUUUUUCCGCGUGUGCGUUUUGACGGAGCUUGCAACUCCUCCGAUCGAGCCAUGUUGUCCCUGCGUGCGCCUCCAGUACCACGAAUGUCGCAAUUCCGUAAAUGCCGUCACAGGAGGCCCGGGAAGUGAUAUCACACUGCAAGGGGUCUCUCUGGGUCGAAAUGCAUCGCACGUAGUGUGUACGACAUACCACGACGAUAGGAUUUUCCCCUGUGACACAGCGCACUCUUCAGAGAGCGGGCACGUAUCACGACUUCGUCUUCUGGUACAAGCCGUGCCUUUUGAAGUACCACUUAAGUUCACUAUUCAAGUAAUGCUAUUAGUGUCUGUUCUUGGAAGUCCUGAAUGCCGUGAAUGAUGCAAGCCAGGUGCUCGCCUUUCGAUUUGUCAUUUUUGAGACGUGAAAAUGAGAUUUGAAACAGGCCCAGGACACCCUACAUUGCGUAGAAAAGCAAGACAAUGUUUUGUGUGCCACUAUAAAAGGAUAUACAGAUUCGUUUCUCUAGCUUGCCGGUCAGAUGAAAACGUUCAAGCGGAGCCUUGAUCUCGGUUAGCCUGG